This is a messenger RNA of Triticum dicoccoides, 1658 nucleotides long. RefSeq lists its product as uncharacterized. The transcript is spliced from 3 exons. The record is from RefSeq and is a predicted model, not a curated record. Gene Ontology annotation, molecular function: protein binding. Lineage: Eukaryota; Viridiplantae; Streptophyta; Magnoliopsida; Poales; Poaceae. The coding region runs from base 46 to 1434 and encodes 462 amino acids.
UCUGCCUAGGGUUUCAGUCAAUCGGUCGGCCCCGAAAUCCCCAAAAUGGAGUCGCCGCCGCCCAAGUUCAUCGCCGGUCAAGAUCACGACGACAGAAUCAGCGCGCUCCCCGACCACCUCCUCCUCGACGUCCUCGAGCGCCUCGACCUGCGCGAGGCCGUCCGCGCCGGCGCACUCUCCACGCGCUGGCGGCGCCUCCCCAACCACCUCUCGCGCGUGCACCUCGACGUCCCUCGAUUCCAAGGCGCCACGCCGCUCGAGGCCAUGGACGCGUUCACGGGCGCGGCACGGGCGCUGCUGACUCUGGUUCCUCUGGCCGAGGGGGAGUGCGUCCGUGGUGCCCUCAGGGUCCUCAUCCUCGGCUUCUACAUGUCUUCCCCUCACCUGAGCUCCAUAGCCCGCCUCGUCGAGGACAUUGUUAGCUUGGGCCAGACCGAAUGCCUUGAGUUUUGCAUAUCCCCACUGCCCGUGAGCAACACCGCCUCGCUGCUGGCUGAGAUUGGGCAGCAGUUCAUGUCCUUCUCCCGUGCCUACCCGGUCGCCUUCUCGUGGCUCACCGGGCUUACACUCCAGCACCAUUCGCUUGGGCAUUCCGAUCUCACCAACCUCAUUAGCGCUUGCGGUGGGCUUAGGCACCUCACCCUCAGAAUCUGCAGGUUGUUAGAGGACUCCUCGCUCAAGAUCGAUGCACAUCAUUCUGGGAUCCAGGAGCUCAAGUUCGUAUGCUUUAGAUGCACACGGAUCGAGCUCGUCUCUCUCCCGAAGCUUAGGGAACUACAGUGCCUAUAUUGGCCCUACGAGAACCCCCCGGUGCACUUCGGCUAUGUUCCAGAGCUUCGUCAUGUACGUCUCUCAUCUUUUGCCAUGGCGUGGCAGGCGCCAUUCGCGCUGAGCGAGUGCCUGUCAAGGAGUGCCAUGAACCUGUCGAAACUGUCUCUCGAUUUUUCCCACCAAAUGAUUUGGAUUCAGCCAGAACAUCCGAAGAACCUUGCUCCCAUAUUUAGAAACCUAGCCUCUGUGUAUCUUUUCGGAAUCUUCCUUGAGUGUGAUCUUAGCUGGACCCUGUUUAUCCUUGAGGCUGCACCUGCCCUACUGAAUAUUGCAUUAUCUCGACAUUCAUGUGUCAAAACGCCCGAGCAUAGUGCCGAGAAGACCAACGUGGUGUGGGAGCCAUCCAAGGAUUUGAAGCACGUGAACUUGAAGCUUCUGUCAAUCUUCGGGUGCGAGGAUGAAGACAAAGUGACAAACUAUAUAAGGCUUGUCAUGGAACGAGCUGUGGGGUUGAAGAGAAUCGAACUGGACAGCGAAUACUUCUGCGAGGACUGCAAUGCCAUUGACCUUGAAAGAUCCAAGGUGCAUAAAGCUAGCAUGCAUCGGAUUAAGGAGCGACUCACACAUGGAUCUUCCUCGUCCGUGGAGAUAAUAAUUGUAUGAUGGAUAUGGUGAAGGAAUGACAAGUCUGGUAGCUCUCGCAUUGCAGCAGCCGGAGUGGUGACUGUGUAUGAUGGACGACAACCAGUCGUAAUUUGAAUUUCUGUAGUUAUUAGUGGCCUGAGAGUACUUGAUUGGUGUGGACCUCGCAAUGUAGUACAGUACUAGCUAAAUUAUUCGUGUACUGCAAUAUGGAUGCAUGCUUCUCUCUUCCAGUUUACCGAUAA